Molecule: messenger RNA, 399 nt
Organism: Cylicocyclus nassatus
Lineage: Eukaryota; Metazoa; Nematoda; Chromadorea; Rhabditida; Strongylidae
Source: the annotation of a GenBank genome assembly
AUGGUUUUGAAGACCAAGAAAGUAGAUCUUGACAAAUCGAAGUUUGGUCUGAGACUCUUCACCAAAAAAGGUAAAGUCAAAGAAACAAUUUCAAAUGUAAGUAGAAUCAAGGAUGUCCACAAACGACAACAUUCGAGCGCUAGCCGAUCAGCGAGGAGCAUUCCUGUUUUGUCCAUCAGGAACGGUAUAUUGAUGAGUGUAGUGCGGCGGAGUGAUCGGGAGUUACUCAAUCAUGACUCGGUGAAAACUCCAGAUGGCUGUGGAUUGAACCUAGUGCAGCACUGCGGCAUUGGAGAGUGCCAAUAUCGAGAUGGAAGGCGAUAUGCGUUUGCUCAAGAUGUACAUGAUACCCCCAUUUUUGUAAUCAAAAAUCAGAGAAGAUCGAAAAUGGAUAUCUAA